Molecule: messenger RNA, 3232 nt
Organism: Solanum dulcamara
Lineage: Eukaryota; Viridiplantae; Streptophyta; Magnoliopsida; Solanales; Solanaceae
Product: ATP-dependent Clp protease ATP-binding subunit ClpA homolog CD4A, chloroplastic
Exons: 10
Coding region: 171-2948 (925 amino acids)
Biological process (GO): cellular response to heat
Cellular component (GO): cytoplasm
Molecular function (GO): ATP hydrolysis activity; protein binding; ATP binding
Source: RefSeq, a predicted model, not a curated record
CGUAUGCAAAGGAGAGAGAGCGGUUUUUAUAUUAUUUACAAAUUAGAAUCGACAAUGAUAUCUAUCAAUCUAUCUCUAUAUAGAACUGUCACACGGCCGACCUUUUUCAAGGUCUCUCUAUUUCUUGCUUGCUUGCUUCUUCUCUUUUCAGAAUCGGUUGCAGGCCCAUCAUGGCUAGAGCUUUAGUUCAGUCAACAAACAUUCCAUCUUCAGUUGCCGGUGAAAGGGCUGGACAAUUCAAUGGCUCCCGGAAAAAUCAAAUAACUGUUAGAAUGCUAUGUAAUGUAAAAUUAUAUUCCUCAAGGCUGAACAGUUUUACAGGACUGCGAGGGUGCAAUGCAUUAGAUACACUACUUGUAAAAUCUGGACAAACUCUCCAUUCAAAAGUGGCAGCUGCAACUUCUGUCAGACGACCACGAGGGUGCCGAUUUGUCCCAAAAGCAAUGUUUGAGCGCUUCACCGAGAAAGCAAUAAAAGUCAUUAUGCUUGCACAAGAAGAGGCCAGACGAUUAGGUCACAACUUUGUUGGCACAGAGCAAAUCUUGCUGGGUCUUAUUGGUGAGGGAACUGGUAUUGCUGCUAAGGUUCUUAAAUCCAUGGGAAUUAAUUUGAAAGAUGCUCGUGUGGAGGUAGAGAAAAUAAUUGGAAGGGGUAGUGGGUUUGUGGCCGUUGAGAUUCCAUUUACUCCUCGUGCGAAGCGUGUUCUAGAACUUUCUCUGGAGGAAGCCCGCCAACUUGGGCAUAAUUACAUUGGCUCAGAACACUUGCUACUUGGAUUGCUGCGAGAAGGUGAAGGUGUGGCUGCCCGUGUUCUUGAAAACUUGGGUGCUGACCCCAGUAACAUUCGCACACAGGUCAUACGAAUGGUUGGUGAGAGUAAUGAAGCUGUUGGUGCUAGUGUUGGAGGUGGAACUUCUGGCCAAAAGAUGCCUACAUUGGAGGAGUACGGUACCAAUUUGACAAAGUUAGCUGAAGAGGGGAAACUAGAUCCUGUAGUUGGAAGACAGGCUCAAAUUGAGCGUGUCACUCAAAUCUUGGGUCGCCGUACAAAAAACAACCCUUGUCUUAUUGGAGAACCAGGUGUUGGAAAAACUGCUAUUGCCGAAGGGCUAGCUCAAAGAAUUGCUAAUGGUGAUGUCCCUGAAACAAUAGAGGGAAAGAAGGUCAUAACACUUGAUAUGGGAUUGCUUGUUGCUGGGACAAAAUAUCGUGGAGAGUUUGAGGAAAGACUGAAGAAACUAAUGGAGGAAAUUAAACAAAGUGAUGAAAUAAUACUGUUUAUUGAUGAAGUGCACACAUUGAUUGGAGCUGGAGCUGCAGAGGGAGCAAUUGAUGCUGCAAACAUCUUGAAACCUGCCCUGGCUAGAGGCGAGCUGCAGUGUAUUGGAGCCACAACCCUGGAUGAGUACAGAAAGCACAUUGAGAAAGACCCUGCACUGGAGAGGAGGUUCCAGCCAGUUAAGGUCCCUGAACCUUCUGUGGAUGAAACCAUACAGAUCCUAAAAGGGCUUCGGGAGAGGUAUGAGAUUCAUCACAAGCUCCGUUACACCGAUGAGGCAUUAGACGCUGCUGCCAAGCUUUCUCACCAGUACAUCAGUGACCGCUUUCUGCCUGAUAAAGCAAUUGACUUGAUUGAUGAAGCUGGUUCCCGUGUUCGACUUCGCCAUGCACAGCUCCCUGAGGAAGCAAGAGAACUAGAGAAAGAGCUUCGCCAGAUUACAAAGGAGAAAAAUGAAGCUGUCCGCGGUCAAGAUUUUGAAAAGGCUGGGGAGUUGCGUGAUAGAGAAAUGGAUCUCAAGGCACAGAUCACGGCCUUGAUAGACAAAAACAAAGAGAUGAGCAAGGCUGAAUCUGAGGCAGGAGAUGCAGCAGGUCCCUUGGUAACAGAGGCAGAUAUUCAGCACAUUGUCUCUUCCUGGACUGGCAUUCCUGUAGAGAAGGUCUCAACUGAUGAAUCUGACCGCCUCCUAAAAAUGGAAGAAACUCUUCAUACCCGAGUCAUUGGCCAGGAUGAAGCUGUAAAAGCCAUUAGUCGUGCUAUCAGACGUGCUCGUGUUGGACUCAAGAAUCCCAACCGACCUAUUGCCAGUUUCAUCUUUUCUGGUCCAACUGGUGUUGGGAAGUCCGAACUGGCCAAGUCUUUAGCAACGUACUACUUUGGUUCUGAAGAAGCAAUGAUUCGGCUUGAUAUGAGCGAGUUUAUGGAGAGACACACCGUCUCUAAACUCAUUGGUUCACCCCCUGGGUAUGUUGGUUACACUGAAGGUGGUCAAUUAACUGAAGCUGUGAGGCGUCGACCUUACACUGUUGUGCUCUUUGAUGAGAUUGAGAAGGCUCAUCCUGAUGUCUUUAACAUGAUGCUUCAAAUUCUUGAAGAUGGAAGAUUGACAGACAGCAAGGGCAGAACUGUCGACUUCAAGAAUACACUCCUCAUCAUGACAUCGAAUGUUGGAAGCAGUGUGAUAGAGAAAGGAGGCCGUCGCAUAGGUUUUGAUCUAGAUUUUGACGAGAAGGAUAGUAGUUACAACCGUAUCAAGAGCUUGGUGACUGAGGAGUUGAAACAGUACUUCAGGCCAGAGUUCUUAAACAGAUUAGAUGAGAUGAUUGUAUUCCGUCAGCUCACUAAGUUGGAGGUGAAGGAGAUUGCUGAUAUCAUGCUUAAGGAGGUCUUUGUCAGGUUGAAGAAUAAGGAGAUAGAACUUCAAGUGACUGAGAGGUUUAGAGACAGGGUGGUUGAGGAAGGAUACAACCCAAGCUAUGGAGCUAGGCCAUUGAGGAGAGCUAUUAUGAGACUGCUGGAGGAUAGCAUGGCUGAGAAGAUGCUUGCAGGUGAGAUCAAAGAAGGUGAUUCAGUAAUUGUGGACGUGGAUUCAGAUGGCAAUGUCAACGUCCUCAAUGGCAGUAGCGGUGCUCCCUCAGAUUCAGCUCCUGAGCCUAUCCCUGUGUAGAUCAAUUCUUCAUUUAGCUCUGCAAAUUGGUUGUUUGUAAUGUUUGCUUUCAGUUGUCUUGGCUACUAUGCUCUCCUGCGCUUAUGAAGCAACUUGUGAGUAAUUUUUUGGGGCGACAGGGUGAUGAUAUUCUGCCAAGUUGAGAAGGCAGCAUCCUUCCCAAGCAGAGCGUCCAGGAUUACACACUAUAUACUCAACUGGGUUUCAUUAAAAUUGUAGUGACAGAGAGACUAUGUAGAAGCAUUUCUUCUAAUUUAUGGAAGGUGAUAAGACUUUUGUCAUCA